AUGUCGUCGAUGACAAAGGCAGUUAAAUCUCUUCAACUGACUCCUCAACCCCAAGCUGUGACGGUGAUGAGAUGCGGGUUGUGCCAAGGCGGGCAUCAUACUGAUCAGUGCCCAAGUCUUCAAGGACCUCCUGUGGAGGAUGUGAACUAUAUUGGCAACAAUCGCCAAGGGUUCAAUCAAGGCAACCAAUAUAACAAUCAGCAAAAUUGGAGGCCUCAACAAACGGGAUGGAAUCAAGCUAGUCCUAGGAACAACUCGGGUAAUCAAUGGAGGAACAAUACUCAACCCCCGGGUUAUGAGAAGAAGCCAUCAGUCGAAGAUCAGUUGGGACAGAUUCUCUCUUUUAUGAAUAAGAGUCAAAAGGAGAAUGAGAAUUUCAAGGAAAGAACAGUGGAAAAGUUUGGACAGAUGGAGGCGACAAUGAGGAAUCUCGAGACUCAGAUUGGACAGCUUGCCACGGCAUCACACACGAGGAUUCCUAACACCAUCCCAAGUAAUACUGUACCUAAUCCUAGAGGCAAUGAACAGUGUAAGGCAGUGACUUUGAGAAGUGGUCGCGAGUUGGAUUCGACACCAUUAAUGGACGGCCAAGAACAGGCUGCAUCCGGCAGCAAGGAACAUGGUGAAGAAUCCGAUACAAGUGGAAAGUGUUCAGCAGAAGAGAAGGGUAAGAAGAUAGUGGAAAUGGAGUCAAAGAAAAAGAUAUUGACAAGUCCAGCACUAGAUCCGAAAAGCAAGUUCAACUUCCCCGAUCAUAUUCCUCCUCCACCAUAUCCAACCAAGAGGAAGAAGAGGGUCCCCAAAGAGAAAAGCUUUGAGUGGAUGAUGAACGUGAUCCGGAAAGUUAAUGUGGAUGUAUCAUUGGUGGACCUCUUCACUAAUUUCCCCAAGUUCUCCAAGUUUUUCAAGGAUAUGAUGGCAAACAAGGAGAAAUUGCAAGAUGAGGGGAUAGUGGCCUUGAGCAUGAAUUGCUCACAACUGAUUUCGUGA
This is a messenger RNA of Salvia splendens (bonfire salvia), 990 nucleotides long. RefSeq lists its product as uncharacterized. The record is from RefSeq and is a predicted model, not a curated record. NCBI's taxonomy places the organism in Eukaryota, Viridiplantae, Streptophyta, Magnoliopsida, Lamiales, Lamiaceae. The transcript is spliced from 2 exons. The coding region runs from base 1 to 990 and encodes 329 amino acids.